Messenger RNA from Anopheles stephensi (Asian malaria mosquito), 1385 nucleotides. RefSeq names its product microfibril-associated glycoprotein 4-like. Bases 239 to 1312 code for a protein of 357 amino acids. Lineage: Eukaryota; Metazoa; Arthropoda; Insecta; Diptera; Culicidae. The record is from RefSeq and is a predicted model, not a curated record. The transcript is spliced from 3 exons.
AAAUUGUUGGAAUUAGCCAUUUUGAUAAGAUUUAAAUUGAUCGCGUGCUUAUCAAUCGUUCAAGGUUACCUAUAACUUUCACUUGAAUGAAGCGCAAUCCAAUAAAAAACGCACAAUCAGCAACUCGUAGUGAAACAUUUGGCCUAUAAAAACAACUGAAGCGGCCUCAUUCGGCGCGAGGUUUGCUCUCUGCAACACGUGUUUCUUUACCGUAGUUUUUUUUUUCUGCGAAUAAAAAAUGAGAAGUAGAAUCAUAUUAUCUUCACUGCUUGUAGUGAUACUUGCUGUAGCGUUGGUACAAACACAGCACAAUGAUAGAACACCAGAAACGCAUGCUGGAGAUGGAGUAGCUGGAGAACGACAGCCCCGUAAUGGAUGUGAUCAUAUUAGUGCGCUGGUACUCGCCAAGCUGGAAGAAAUCGAAGAAAGGCUGAAUGGUAUAGAGGAACGGCUGGAUAAAAUGUCCUCGAAAAAUUCGACACCGGUAUGCGCAAUUGAAAAGGUAGUAGUGAGCUCGCCUGUGACAACUACUGCGACGGAAGGUGCUGUCGUUCAAGCUCCCAAAAGAACGGUUACCGAACAAGCGAAGUUUACCGUAGCACCCAAGCCAACAGCCAGGCCACGCGUAGGCGUCGAACGCAUCUUGAAGGAUGUUGAAGUGGAUAAGGAUAAAGAGUACGGCUCGUGCCGGGACGUCCCGUCGAGGGUUAGUGGCAUUUUUAAAAUCAAAAUGUGGAACGAUGGUGAACCGAUCAAUGUGCUGUGCGAUUUGGACCCGUCCGAUCCUGGGUGGAUCGUGAUCCAGAAUCGUUUCAACGGUUCCGUAUCGUUCUACCGCAACUGGACGGAUUACGAGGCCGGGUUCGGCAGCUUGGAUGGUGAGUUUUGGUUCGGGCUGGAAAACAUUAGCCUGAUGGUGAACAAUGGGCGACAGUGGGAGAUCAAAUUCUGGUUGAAGGCGUUCGAUGCGAAGGCGUUCAUUGCAAAGUACGGCACGUUCAUGAUCGGUACCGCAGCGGAAGGAUAUGAGCUGAAGCAAGCAGGCAAGUACUCGGGCAAUGCGGGCGACUCGCUCAGACAGCAUCUGGGCAUGAAGUUUUCUACGUACGAUCGGGACAAUGAUCCGGUGCCGAACAAAAACUGUGCCGAAAAACAUCGCGGUGCCUGGUGGUACCAUAGACAUUGUGUGCACAGCAAUCUGAACGCCUUGUAUGGAAAUGUGGCCAACGAGCAGUCCAACUGUUGGCAUACGAUCAGACCUAGCUGGAACGGUCUGCAGGCGUCGAAAAUGAUGAUUCGUGAGCUGAGAUAAUGUUGAUGGUUGGGUUAGGAAGAUACGGAAGUGGGGCAGAGAUUGAAAGGAGACGUUUCAACGAUCGUGUUUA